Messenger RNA from Exaiptasia diaphana, 1199 nucleotides. Its product is annotated as dorsal-ventral patterning protein tolloid-like. Gene Ontology annotation, cellular component: membrane. The transcript has 6 exons. The coding region runs from base 273 to 1199 and encodes 308 amino acids. The record is from RefSeq and is a predicted model, not a curated record. NCBI's taxonomy places the organism in Eukaryota, Metazoa, Cnidaria, Anthozoa, Actiniaria, Aiptasiidae.
UCUCGGGAAUUCUAUCAAUAAGAAUUAGUCGUUAGUUAAACGAUGAUAAGCAUUACACCUCGCUUUGAAGGAAAAUGAUUCCAGUUUUCUCAAGGGAAUUUACGAGACGUAAUUUGUCGCGAUUGGGACAAUUAUAUUUGCACAAUAGAAGAAAGUAGCACUUGUAUCAAUGAUAUGCAAUCCUGCUGGUUUGAUGAUGAUUUUCAGCUUUGCGCAACGCCUGGCAUUUAUGGAAGUCAUCAAAGGAGAAGAACUCAACCAGUUCAUGGCUAAUGACGUCACACCAAACAUUUAAUGAUUAUCCUGCCAAGUUUAAUUUGUCGGCUAUAACACGAAAUGACAAGGUGAUGUUUCUGAAAGGCAGUUCAGAAAGCACUUUGUUCUACCAAGACAAAUAUGGCGACCGGUCCGAACCUUUCCUGUGCUUUUAUUUCUCAUACCUGAUGCUUGGAGAAAGCAAAAAGUCUUUAGAAGUUGAAGUAAAAAGCUUUGGAGAAGGGAUCAGUCCAGUUUGGUAUGUUAAUAAUAAUGUCAAUGGCCGCUGGCAUCUAGGAAGUGUACCUAUUAGGUCAUUGCGUCCUUAUAAGAUCAUUAUACGAGGAAAAACUGAAAGCGCAUCAGAUGCUAUUCGUCUUGGCUAUGCAUACAAAACCAAGAAACUUUGUAGGGAAGAUGACCGGCAGCUUAAUCACAUUUGCAAGAAAAACAUCACCUCAGGACCAGGAUUCAUCGCUUCUCCAUAUUAUCCACUUUACUUUCCAAGAAACGUUUGUUGCACCUGGUACAUCAAAGCACCACAAACUCACGUGGUUCGGUUAACCUUCAAUUAUUUUGUUGUGGGCUUUUCACGCACUUUUAAAGAAAACUUCAUCGAGAUUUUUGAUGGAGACUCAAAAGAAGGAACAUUACUCGGGAGAUUUUGCGACUACAAAACACCGAAGUUUCUCCAGUCUCAGUCCAAUUUCAUGACAAUUAUAUUUAAUUCUGUUUCAAAAAAUCAGGCGAAAGGCUUUAAAAUUACUUAUGAAUUUAUCGAAGUUCGCAAUUAUGCCAAGUUAUGCACAAAGACGACAAAAGGAUGUUCUCAAGGCUGUACGUGUCAACCAUAUUUAAGUGCAGAAGGCAGAAGAAUUGCGGUGAGCUGCGAAUCSUUGACYGACUUGCCAAGCAAGAUGCCACAARAAACAUCUGCUUUGUAA